AUGUCGUGGAGGUGUAGCAGUAUUUGUUAUCACCAGUGUGCUUUGCAUCAGCAUCAGUGUGCAUGCCAGUAUUCAACAUUGUUCAGAAGUCAUCAGGCUGAAAUCGACAUCUUUUCUCAAAGUUAUCACCAGUGUGCUUUGCAUCAGUAUCAGUGUGCAUGCCAGUAUUCAACAUUGUUCUGGGACGCAAAUUCUGUAGCCCAUGAAAUGAAGCUAUGCCAACCUAUCUGCUUCCACACUGUCGGCAACAUUCUUCCAUCACACAUUUCCAGCUAUACGGAGUUACUUGGUGAUUCUACAAUCUCAGCCAGUAUUAAGAACCCAAAUUGACUUCUGCUGUUACAAGCUACAUGUGUAUCAUUCUCUCACAUAUGAACAACCGUGAAAUGUACACAAAGACUGCUUGCAUGUCCAAAAGAACACUCAUAACAAACCCAUCACGGUGGUGCGGGGAACAUUGUUAUUUUGCAUUCCAUGCAGUGACAGACCUUGUUGGCUUCAUGAGAUAAUUCGUGACUGCUAGUGACAUAAGCCUAAAUGUUUAUGUAAAGUCUGGCAAUUGAUAUGUGAAUAGCAAUUAUCUUCAAGUUUUUC
Molecule: messenger RNA, 594 nt
Organism: Patiria miniata (bat star)
Lineage: Eukaryota; Metazoa; Echinodermata; Asteroidea; Valvatida; Asterinidae
Exons: 4
Coding region: 1-330 (109 amino acids)
Source: RefSeq, a predicted model, not a curated record